CUGUUCUCAGUUCUCGCGCGUCGCGUGUGUUAAGCGCGCCGCGUCGCUCGCGGUGCAUAUCGAUUUUAGGCAAGGUUGUAAAUUCAAAUGUGUGUUCCUCGCUCUGAAUCCGUUCAGAAAGGGUGGGGUUGCUCGAUUGCGCGUGCUCGGUGUGUGGACUGGAGUCUGGGGGUGUGUGCUGCCCCGAUGGUUUAAAUCCUACACAUGCGUACUGGAUUUGGGGUUCAAGGGAAUAGGCUACGCCAUAUUGGAAACACUGUAUAGUUUAGCUAACAGUUUAUUGCUAGCGGGGGAAAGAGCCACUAAUUGAUUCCCGUUGGUUGUGUCGUUCGGCACGUCGUUAUUUUCCCUGUCGUUUCGCGUAGCCCCGUUUACAGGCUCGUUCUCGCGGUCCGAAAUCAAACUUCUCCGCUGAACGGGGGAAAGGCGUCCGUUUGUUUGACAGGGGUGUUGGAAAGACGGGUUGAAUGGAUCCGAGGGUCGCUUGGAUUCAGCCGGAACAGAAGGGUCCCGCGAACGCGUUAUGGAUGCGUGUGUGGGAGACGUCUCAGGUCAACCGGACUAACACGGGUCAGCACCAGAACCACCACCACAACAACCUCUGUGUCAACUCCCCGGCGUUUGACGGUUAUAAAACUGUAACGUUAGCGUCCAAUGCGAAUAACAGCACUAACAUUAAAAACAACGGCACUGCGAACUCGAGCAGCGGCUCUGCGGCUCACGCGUUGAAUGGAAACACGGGAGACGGCGAAAUGACCCAAAAGACCGGCUCGGUGGCGGAUCUGGCCUCCAGCUGCUCUAAAAUAAGGACUACGAGCCCUAAUAUAAUCGCUGGGAAUAUGAACAAGGGGCAUGCGUUUUUUACUUGCAGCGAGAGCGUGCUGAAUAAUGUCAACCAUCAUCAUCAUCACCCUCCUCUUCCUCAUCUACGGCAUCUCCUUCAUCAAGAGCAGCAGCAGAGUUGCAUGAAGCGGCAUCCGUCACAUUCAGCAGCGGUUCACAGCCACCAUCACCACCACCAUCAUCAUCCGGGCCGGAGGAAAAGCGACAACAAGGCCAGCACCUAUGGGAUAAACUACCUGCUCUCUAACUGGGCUAACGGCAAUUAUGACAAUACCGGCACGCCGUGGAAGACGAGGAAAUAUAACCCAGGAGUGGACGGCUUGCAUGAAGAAAUCAUGGACUUCUACAAUUUCAUAUCUCCUCGUCCUGAGGAGACCACCAUGAGGCAGGAGGUGGUGGACAGGAUAGAGUCGGUCAUCAAAGAGUUGUGGCCGACCGCUGAAGUCCAGAUUUUUGGCAGCUUUAGCACUGGACUCUUUCUCCCAACCAGUGACAUUGACCUGGUGGUGUUUGGGAAAUGGGAGAAACCUCCCCUGCAGCAGCUGGAGCAGGCGCUCCGAAAACACAAUGUGGCAGAACCAUAUUCCAUCAAAGUUCUGGACAAAGCUACGGUACCAAUCAUCAAACUGACAGAUCAGGAUACCGAGGUGAAAGUGGACAUAAGUUUUAACGUGGAGACGGGCAUCAAAGCUGCUAACUUCAUCAAAGAAUAUGUGAAGAAGUAUACCGUGCUGCCUUAUUUAAUCUUGGUGCUGAAGCAGUUCCUGCUGCAGCGAGACCUCAACGAAGUCUUCACGGGAGGAAUCAGCUCCUACAGUCUCAUCCUGAUGGUCAUCAGCUUCUUACAGUUACACCCAAGGAUUGAUGCUAGGAAUCCCAACAUGAACCUUGGCAUUCUGCUCAUCGAGUUCUUCGAGCUGUAUGGAAGACACUUCAACUACCUGAAGACGGGCAUCAGGAUAAAGAACGGCGGCGCUUACAUGGCUAAAGAGGACAUCAUGAAGGCCAUGAGUAAUGGCUACAGGCCCUCCAUGCUCUGUAUCGAGGACCCUCUUCUUCCAGGUAAUGACGUGGGCAAAAGUUCGUAUGGUGCCAUGCAGGUGAAGGAGGCUUUCGACUACGCGUAUAUAAUACUGGGUCACGCCGUCUCACCUCUUGCACGUUCUUACCCCAAUAAAGACAGUGACAGCACUUUGGGCCGCAUUAUUAAAGUCACCCAGGAAGUCAUCAACUACAGGGAGUGGAUCAUAAAGAAGUGGGGUUGCAGACACAACGCCCGCAUUGAGAGGAACAAAGGUGCAUCUCCUAAAGACUCAGUGGAGCAGGUGGAGACGGGCACACUGCUGGGUGUAGGUGUGGAGGAGCAGCAGCAGAGGGACUCGGUGUCCCCUCACAGCGCAGACUCCCCCAUGUCCCUCUCCAGCCCUCAGCAGCACUCCUCCGCCUCUUCUGCGUCCUCGCUGUCAGGCAGUGAUAUCGACUCUGACUCCACACCGUAUGUGGCUCCACCUGUAGCCCCCUUCCCUCUCCAGAUCCUGGCACCCGGUCCCCUGCCCCCAGCGCUUCAGAUGCACACGGGCAAAGCCAGCAUCACUGCAGCACUCAGCAUGCCUCCGGCUGCCCAGGCGAGAGUGUCAAUCCCCGGCAGUUUCUCUGUCCACGCUCUACCUGGCAGACAGGUGUGUAUGGCAGAUGGACCACCCCCAUACUUCCACAUGCCCCCCCCAGCUCCCCCCAGCCCUCUACCCAGUCCCCACCACCAUCCCAAGUGGAAGUCAAUGGGAUCCAGAACUAUCAUCUUUUGUGUCCCACAGAUGACAGACAGUCAUACAGGUUUGCAACAUCAUGAUGACAGGUCCCAAGUUCCCAUGGAAGGGCUUCCACAACCCCGCCGUGGUGCACAGUCCCGUCCUUUCCAGCCGAAGCCACAUGCAGUACAACCGCAACACCUGGCGCCGCAGGAAGAGGGACAAUGUGCUGGACAACCUCAGCAGAUAAAGCCCUCGCGCCUGCCCUCCAGAAGCUCCCCUUCCACCCCUCACUUCCUCUUCCACCCCUCCGGUCCCAUCUCAAGACGAUGAGAACUCAUUGAGCCCUCCUGCUGAUGGUGUGAGCACUGAGAGACCAGCGUUUGCCACCCAGCUCCUCGUUCAGUAGUUGUGGUGAUGGUGGUGCUAAGUAGUUCAGUCUGCCACUGAAUCUCUGCAUGUAUAUGUUGACUCGAUUUGGGGUUUUUUGACCUGUGCAAUCUUCUUGAGGAAGCUUCGAGAACAGGAACUGUUGUUUGUUUGUUUUGUUUUUUGAUCGUCUAAUCCACAACUUCCUGUUUGUUUGUUUGUUUGUUGGUGUGUUUCAUGCUCCGUUGUUUAUCUGUCUUCAUAUUUUCAGUCUAAACGUGACACCCUUCACAUGUGGGACGACCUGGAUUCAGUGGAUUUCAAGUGUGUGUUUUGUUGUUUCGGGGUGUAUGUAUGUGUGACGCUGGCUUCGAAUCCUGCACUCGAGAUGCUUCCAGAUCCUCCACCGUAUUGACUGUUCACAUCACGCAACCUUUACUUUCUUGUGCAAUAACUGUGUGUUUUUGUUCACUCCGGAAACAUGUUUAAUUUUUUUGAUUUUGUUCGCUUUUUUUCUGUGUCCCGCAUUCUGUUUUUGUAAAAACGUUUUUAUUUUUGUAAUGUUUUUAAUUUCGUUCAUCGUUUACAGAUUCCUGUCAGACAGGCUCCUUAAGGGGAAAAGUCAGUUUUAAAACUGUUUUUGAGAGUUUAUAUUCCCUCUUCCCCUUUUCUCUGCAUAAAUUGCACCUGGACGAGCGCGAGUUAAAGCGGCCAAGUGUAGAUCUCGCAGAACGACUUGCCUGUAGGUGUCACCAUUUCCCACUUUGUGUUGAGCUUCAGAGUCUCGUCUGUUGGCUUUUAUUCGUCUCGUUCGUCUUUAAGGUUGUAGUUGUGUGGCAUUGAGGCCUUAGGCCUUGGAUUUAACCGAUUGAGAACCGACUGAUAGACAUUGAAAAAAUUCUCAAGCCCUUAGUCUGUACGCGCUUUCAUUUAUAUGUGUGUCUGUCCUUUUUUUAAUCGCUCUAGGUAAGUGUGAGACGUGAAUUAUUUUAGGGAAGCUCUAAUGAACGUGCGAGCAGACUCCAGAUCAGUGCAGCUUUAUGCAAGGUGCCCUUAUCGGACCGUUUCGAGUUCUGAACGGGCAUCCGAAUCAGAUUAGCGGAGAACGGGAAUUUAUUUUGAUUCCUUUCUGGAAUCUUGAUGUGCAUUUAUUGCCAGGUACAUGCUCUAAUAUAUGCCUUUUUGGUAAUUACCUAUUCCUGUACUGUAUUGUAUUGUUUUUUUGGGGGGAGGGGAGGGUUCUGUUUGUAUAUGGCACACUAAAACUGUAUUGCCGUUGCUGAACAUCACAGGCAUACAGGUUAUAGUUACUAUGCAAGUGGAGUUUUGAAAACCUCUGAUCCUGUGUCCCUCACGACGGCCGUUUGCUUGUUAAUCUUGUCAAAGUGACCGUAGACGGACCCAGGCCUGAGAGCAACGCAUCAAGGUACACGUGAACCGUUCCUGUAUGCAAGUUCAGUCUGUUUCGAUGGAGGGAGAACAGCCAGACGUCUUGUCUGGAGUUUUUGCGGAGCAGAUAUUUCCUCCUGAAGAUCAACCAGACUAUUUUACUGCUGUUACAAUGUUACAACCAUGACUUACAGUCUGUAUGGAAUGACUUUGAUUGCCACAGGCUUACGUGACUUGUUUUUACAAAGUCAUAUGUGAUACAGAGACUGCGGAUUGUCCUUGUAACUCUUGACUCGCCUGCCUCUCAAUGCAAUAGGGCAAAUGUAACACUAAAAGCAGUUUCUGCUUUAGAUAGAACCAGCAUCUUUUGCAAAAUGGGUCAGACAUUGAGGCAACUCUCCCCCUCCUUCGGUUCACAUAAGGACCUACUUUACAGGUGAUUUUGUCUGAAUGGAAACGGCUCCCUGUUUUUCCCGAGUGAAUCUGUGGAGGUGUGCUGGAAAGGUGGAAGUGUUUCACUCUGUAAUGGUUUGACAUUUGUAGUGAUGUACUUGAUACAGUGUGACGCUCCUCAUUGAAUCUCAGUGAUGGAUUUUAAAUGUAAUUUUUUUUUUUUUUUUUUUUUUUGCUGACGUCUGUUAAUGUCGCAGUGGCCAAAAGCACUCUUUGUCAAUCCUUAACUGAAAGCCCUCAGUGUGGCCUGCUCCGCAUCCAAGAGGUCAGACGGAGGAAUUGUUUUUGUUUUCCUUCAAUAUUUUUAUGUAAUAUUUUUUUUUCUAUUUUAUUUUUUAAAUAAACAUCUUAAAACCA
Messenger RNA from Carassius gibelio (silver crucian carp), 5159 nucleotides. It is a transcript of the gene tent4a, whose product is annotated as terminal nucleotidyltransferase 4A. The transcript is spliced from 14 exons. Gene Ontology annotation, biological process: RNA 3'-end processing. The coding region runs from base 468 to 2924 and encodes 818 amino acids. The record is from RefSeq and is a predicted model, not a curated record. NCBI's taxonomy places the organism in Eukaryota, Metazoa, Chordata, Actinopteri, Cypriniformes, Cyprinidae. Gene Ontology annotation, molecular function: mRNA binding; poly(A) RNA polymerase activity. Gene Ontology annotation, cellular component: nucleolus; TRAMP complex.